AUGGGUAUCUUCAAUCGUUUGCGGCCUCGUGUUGGCUCUAGUAAGACCUCUGACGUCGACGCUACUGAGAUGACAACUACCACGGACCAGGAAAAGAACGGAAAAUCACCAGAAGAUGGUGCCAACCCUGUUGCUAACGACAGCCUACCAUCUGAGGAUGUCACUGAAGGUGUGAGAAACAUGGAAGCCAUCACACUCGUAUGGACCAAGAAGUCUCUCAUCUCGCUCUUCAUCUGCAUCUGGUUUGUCUAUUUGCUCAACGCGUUCCAGAGCUCGACUGUCGGUAACCUGGUUCCCUAUGUCACCAGUUCAUGGGGUGCCCAUUCUCUCCUCAACGUCAUCGAUGUCGUCGCGAGUUCAAUGACAGCUGCCGUUUUCAUUCCUCUGGCGAAGCUUCUUGAUCUUUGGGGUCGUGCAGAAGGAUACCUUCUCAUGGUUGCCUUUGCUGAGUUGGGUCUCAUAUUGAUGGCCACCAGCACAAACCUUCCCAUCUAUUGUGCUGCCAAUGUAUUCUAUAAAGUCGGUUUCACAGGUUUAAUCUACAGCAUCGAUGUCAUAACCGCCGACGCGACCAACCUCAAAAAUCGAGCCCUAGCCUACGCAUUCACGUCCUCUCCAUACAUGAUCUCUGCAUUCGCGGGAUCGUACGCUUCCCAGGAAAUGCUUAACGACAUUGGCUGGCCGUGGGGCUUCGGUACCUUUGCGUUCCUGACACCAGUCAUUUGUGCUCCUCUAUAUAUUCUUCUCAAGGUCAACUUGCACAAGGCGAAGAAGAAUAUUCUCCCGAGGGAGGCCAGUGGCCGGACUUUUAAAGAGAGUGUCUGGCACUACCUUGUUGAGUUUGACGUCAUCGGUGUCUUCCUCUUCGCGGUCGGCUUGGUCGUGUUCCUCCUUCCAUUCAACAUCGCAGCGACAGCCCCCAAUGGUUGGGCAACAGGUUACAUCAUCGCUAUGAUUGUCGUCGGUUUUGUCCUUCUUGUUGGAUUCGCCAUCAACGAAGUUUACAUCGCACCAGUUCCCUUCCUCAAAUUCCACUUCUUGACCGACCGAACACUAGUAGGCGCAUGUCUACUCGAUCUCACCUAUCAGAUUUCGUAUUACUGCUGGAACAACUACUUUACGUCUUUCCUCCAAGUCGUCAACUAUCUCUCAGUAUCUGAAGCUGGCUAUGUCAACAACACCUUCAACGUGGUGUCUGGGUUCCUUUUGUUCCUCGUCGGAUGGAGUAUCCGGAAGACUGGCUACUUCAAAUGGCUUCUCUGGAUCGGUGUGCCGCUUUAUAUCUUUGCCCAAGGGUUGAUGAUAUACUUCCGAAGCCCCACGGGAUAUGUUGGCUAUCUUGUUAUGACACAGAUCUUCAUUUCAAUUGGGGGUAGUGUCUUCACCAUCUGCAUGCAACUCGCAGUCCUGGCAGCCGUCGACCAUCAACAUGUUGCUGCAGCAUUGGCUAUGUUGAAUGUAACCGGUACAGCAGGUGGUAGUAUCGGCUUCACCAUUUCUGGAGCCAUCUGGACAAACACGUUUGAGAAGGCCUUACGCAAGUACUUGCCCGCCAGUGCACUUGACGAUCUUGUAUCUAUUUACGGCAAUCUCGAUACUCAGUUGAGUUAUGCCAAGGGAACACCCGAACGUAUCGGUAUCCAGAAAGCGUAUGGUUAUGCUCAAACAAGGAUGCUAGCCGCUGGGACAGCAAUCAUGGCUUUGUCAUUUGUUUGGGUUGCGCUUAUCAGGAACUUGAAGGUGUCGGAGAUGAAACAGACUAAAGGGAACGUCUUCUAG
Messenger RNA from Fusarium pseudograminearum CS3096, 1779 nucleotides. RefSeq lists its product as uncharacterized. The transcript has 3 exons. The record is from RefSeq and is a predicted model, not a curated record. NCBI's taxonomy places the organism in Eukaryota, Fungi, Ascomycota, Sordariomycetes, Hypocreales, Nectriaceae. Gene Ontology annotation, biological process: transmembrane transport. Gene Ontology annotation, molecular function: transmembrane transporter activity. Bases 1 to 1779 code for a protein of 592 amino acids.